Molecule: messenger RNA, 1800 nt
Organism: Momordica charantia (bitter melon)
Lineage: Eukaryota; Viridiplantae; Streptophyta; Magnoliopsida; Cucurbitales; Cucurbitaceae
Gene: SVR1
Product: pseudouridine synthase family protein
Biological process (GO): pseudouridine synthesis; plastid translation; maturation of LSU-rRNA from tetracistronic rRNA transcript (SSU-rRNA, LSU-rRNA, 4.5S-rRNA, 5S-rRNA)
Cellular component (GO): chloroplast
Molecular function (GO): RNA binding; pseudouridine synthase activity
Source: RefSeq, a predicted model, not a curated record
GUAGCCUCAAGUUCAAUCGUGUUCCUUCUCCAAUCCGAAUGGUAUAAAGCAGUGACGAAGCCGCGCGCGAAGGCAGUAAAAACUACCAGAAUUUCGAUUCCAAUGGCUUCCUUAGCCGCAGCACUCUCUUCACUCUCCAUUCUCUCCAAACCUUCCUUUAUCCUCAACCCCAUUCGCGCCAUUCCUCGCAUUUCCUGCUCUCUCUCCUCCAAUUCCGCUCCCAAUGCCUCCUCUUCAUCUCCGUUGGAGUUCAAUAUCACAUUCGCGCCCCCAAAGCCGAAACCCAAAUCCGAAAUCCAACACCCAUUUCAGUUCAUUGAUCCAAACACCGGCGGUCAGCUCUUAAUUCCCUGGAUUGUUCGCGGCGAGGAUGGCAACCUCCAGCUCCAAUCGCACCCUCCUACGCGGUUCCUCCAAUCCAUGUCGGAGGCUGAAACCAAGCCCAGGAGGAAGAAGGGUUCUGCCGAUAAGCGCGUGCCUGAACCACCCCCCAAGCAUUCCAAGGCUGCCCGGAGAUUUUACAACGAGAAUAUUAGGGACUCGUCGCAACGUCUCAGUAAAGUCCUUGCUGCUGCUGGAGUGGCAUCAAGACGGAGCAGUGAAGAGCUUAUUUUUGAAGGCCGUGUGACUGUUAAUGGUUCUGUUUGCAAUACUCCUCAGACUCGGGUGGAUCCUGCAAGAGACGUUAUUUAUGUGAAUGGAAAUAGGCUCCCCAAGAAGCUGCCACCAAAAGUUUAUCUAGCCUUGAACAAGCCAAAAGGGUAUAUCUGUUCAUCUGGGAAAAAGGAAUCGAAGUCUGUGAUAAGUUUAUUUGAUGAUUAUUUGAAGAGUUGGGAUAAAACAUAUCCAGGACAACCCAAACCACGUCUGUUUACUGUUGGCCGACUUGAUGUUGCUACAACUGGGUUGAUUAUAGUGACCAAUGAUGGAGAUUUUGCUCAAAGUAUCUCGCAUCCUUCAUCUGGCUUAUCGAAGGAAUACAUUGCAGCAAUAGAUGGUGCUGUUAGUAAGCAGAACCUGAUAGCAAUCAGUGAGGGAACAAUAAUUGAUGGCGUCCAUUGCACCCCAGAUUCUGUGGAGCUGCUACCGCGACAGCCAGAUGUAUCAAGAUCUCGUCUGCGUAUUGUGGUACAUGAAGGAAGGAACCAUGAAGUUCGAGAACUUGUAAAAGCUGCUGGUCUAGAGAUUUAUUCAUUAAAGCGUGUAAGGAUUGGUGGCUUCAGACUUCCAUCUGAUUUGGGGCUUGGAAGUUAUACUGAACUAAAGCAAAGUGACCUGAAGGCAAUUGGAUGGAAAAGUUGAGUUUCUGAUAACUACAGAGUUGUCCAUAGUUGUUAAAGCUUGACUAUGCCAGGAGUGAUUUCAGACAUACCACCUGCAUGGAAGCCAUAGUUCUACUCUUGCUGCUGGGACAGUAUAUGAACAUUUGAAGAUGCUGGAUACUGUUUACUCCAGCUCACGCUUCACAUCAUCGCCACUGAUUAUUUACAACAAUGCCUGGGCAGAAUAUGUCAGUCAACACUGAAGGUGCAGGUUAUCAAAUUUCAACCUUCAAAGUUUUCUACCUAACGUGAAUGAAGCGCAACCCCCUUCUAUCAAGGAUUAUUUUCAUCAUAUUGUGUAUUAGACUGAAUAGUACAGUUAGGAAAAUACAGGUAGUUGCAGUUAUGCUUUGUAACAGAAUCUUGCGUUUCUCCCUCCUCGUUGAAUGAGAGUGUGGGAGAGUAUACUAAUGCGGUGCUUUAAUCCUGUAGUCACUACUCAUAUAUGUCUUCACAUUUAAUUAUUUUCUUUCCUCAA